UCAUGAGGAAGUGAGACGUACCAGUGCGCCGCCAUGCGGACAACGGCGGCAGCGGCGCCUCUCGUAGUCGCCGCUGCCUCGUCUUUCCUACUAGUCCUGCUCACCACACUACCGCAGGACGCUUCCACUGCCCUGAAUCCUCUGGUCCAACAAAACCUGACCUUCGGUGCCAUCUUUCCCGACACAUCGCUGCUGAGCCAGCAGCGCAAGUAUCAGCAGAAGCUUCGAGAUGGCAUGUCCCUCAUGACCAAAGGACGGACAUCGGGACUUCGCUUCAUGCAGCUCUUCUCCGUUCAGGCCAAGGCGGUGCGCAUGUCUCUACAACCAACGCCCAAGGACAUCUUGCGGCGCCUCUGCGAAGACCUCCUUCCGGAUGACGUGGUGGCUGUCCUGUACCUCACCAACUCAGCCGUCUUCGGCAGCAACGCGGCCUCGGUGCAAUACGUGCUUCAGCUUCUUGGGUACCUGGGCGUCCCAGUAAUCGCCUGGAACGCCGACAACAUUGGCCUAGAUCAGCGGGUGUCGCAGGCCCGAGUGUUGCAGCUGGCGCCAUCAGUGGUGCAUCAGGUGGCCGCCAUCUUCGCCAUCCUAGAGCGCUACGCCUGGUACCAGUUCGCCGUGGUCACCACCCAGCUGGGCGGGCACGAAGACUUCGUCAGGGCUGUCCGAGACAGGCAGCUGGAGAGCAGCGGCCUAAGGGCCAAGUGA
Messenger RNA from Ixodes scapularis (black-legged tick), 708 nucleotides. RefSeq lists its product as uncharacterized. NCBI's taxonomy places the organism in Eukaryota, Metazoa, Arthropoda, Arachnida, Ixodida, Ixodidae. Bases 34 to 708 code for a protein of 224 amino acids. The record is from RefSeq and is a predicted model, not a curated record. The transcript is spliced from 4 exons.